UUUUAAACAUUGUUCAUUCAUGUUAACGAGAUUACGUUUUGCAUCGUAGUUCGUAGUUUACAGUGAUUUUUACGUAAAAAUCAUGAUUAAUAAUUAACAAUUAUUGUUAAAAUGGAUAAAUUUUCCGAUGUUUGUAAGCUAGAACCUAGCAGUAACAGCGUUGGGGGUUUAGUAAUCAAGAAAAAAGAUAAAGAUUCUGAUGUGUUCAAGAAACCGAAACCCUCCCUGUUGGGGUUGGACAAAUUGGCAGCAGCUCAGCGGGCCAAGAAACAGCAGGAAGCUGCCAGGCUUUCGUUCAAGGAUUCCGACGGUAAUGAUAUGGAUGACGAAAGGGACGACGGUGGCAAGGGUGGGCAACGGUUCGAUAAGCCCUCGACGUCGAAAAAGUAUCGAGAGACGGCUGAUGAAACUCCCACGUACACGGGCGGUGUGAGCGAAGUGGCGCGCAAGAAACAGAAAGAACGGUCCCGGGAGCAGGACUACCACUACCACGGUAAAGGUCUGUACGCCUCCAGUAAAUCGAAGAAAAAUGACCGAGACCGAGACGAUCGGGAUGAGGACGACCGGAAGCGGCACCGCUAUUCGUCCAGUAGCUCUCGCAGCCAUAGGGGAGAAUCCUCUCAUCGGCAUUCGGGUCACUACAAAGAUGAGCCAAGAACUCCAAGAAGUGAUCGGCGAAUGGAUUUGUACGGAUGGGAGGACGAGGAUGAAAGACCAAGUACCAGCUCAUCGAGAAAAUCUACGUGGGAUUAUCCAACACCGAAGCUGCCUAAGGGUUCCGAAUCUGUGCGAAGCAAUCGUUCGUCGUGGUCUUCAAAACGCCCGAAUCGUGAGGACGAAACUCCUCGACCAACACCAGCUCAUAAGUAUAACAAGUGGGCUCCAGAUAGGAAAGAAUCUGGGGCAACUCCCCGAACUGAGAAGCGAGGAAUUCCCUGGGAGACGGAAGAAGAUAAGGAUUUGUGGGAGCAGGAACAGGUACGGUUGGAUCGCGAGUGGUACAGUAUCGGGGAAGGUUACGACGAAGACAAUAAUCCUUUCUCGGGUACCAGCUCGGAGUAUUUACAAAAAAGAGAGGAACAGCUUGAACAGCGAAGAAUUAAACGCAUGUCUGCCCAGCAACGGCAAAUAAACAAAGACAAUGAACUAUGGGAGAAAAACCGAAUGUUGACGUCUGGAGUCGUUAUGUCUAUCAAUUUCAACGAGGACUUUGAUGAGGAAGCUGUAGAACGUGUGCAUUUGCUUGUGCAUCAUACGGUUCCUCCGUUUCUGGAUGGCAGAAUUGUAUUUACUAAGCAACCGGAACCGGUUAUCCCUGUCAAGGAUGCAACAUCGGAUAUGGCGAUAACAGCUCGAAAAGGAAGUGUGCUGGUGAGAACAUAUCGGGAGCAGAAAGAACGAAGAAAGGCACAGAAGAAACAUUGGGAAUUGGGCGGAACCAAACUCGGUAAUAUUAUGGGCGUAGAGAAGAAGCAAGAUGACGAAGAUGCAAAGUUUGAUGCAGAUUCAGAUACAACAGACUAUCGCAAAGAUCAGAAAUUCGCGGAUCAUAUGCAAGAUCAAGACGACGGAUCUGAGUUCACGAAAAAACGACCCAUAUACGAGCAACGUCGCUCAUUGCCGGUUUUUGCGGUUCGUCAGGAUUUACUGAACAUCAUCCGUGAAAACUCCGUGGUUAUUAUCGUUGGUGAGACGGGUAGUGGCAAGACAACUCAGCUGACUCAGUAUCUGCAUGAAGAUGGUUACAGCCGUUUGGGAAUGAUCGGUUGCACACAGCCUCGUCGAGUGGCCGCGAUGUCAGUUGCCAAACGCGUGUCGGAUGAAAUGAAUACGAAACUUGGACAGGAAGUGGGUUAUGCCAUUCGGUUUGAAGAUUGUACAACGGAAAAAACCGUCAUCAAGUACAUGACCGACGGUAUUUUGUUGCGAGAAAGUCUUCGCGAUAGUGACUUAGACGGAUAUUCCGCAGUAAUUAUGGAUGAAGCUCACGAGCGAUCUCUUUCAACUGAUGUACUUUUCGGUCUAUUGCGAGAUAUUGUUGCUAGGAGGAGGGAUCUUAAACUUAUUGUCACCUCUGCUACUAUGGAUGCUUCCAAAUUCUCGACAUUUUUCGGAAACGUUCCAACGUUCACGAUCCCUGGAAGAACUUAUCCGGUAGACGUUUUCUUCAGCAAGAAUGUUUGCGAAGAUUACGUUGAUUCUGCCGUGAAGCAAGCACUUCAAAUACACUUGCAGCAGCUGGACGGAGACAUGCUUAUUUUUAUGCCUGGUCAAGAAGACAUUGAGGUCACUUGUGAAGUUCUGAGUGAGCGGCUAUCGGAAAUAGACAAUGCACCGCAACUAUCCAUUCUCCCAAUUUACUCUCAACUACCGUCCGAUUUGCAAGCGAAAAUCUUCUUGAGAUCUCCCGAUGGUCUUCGCAAAUGCAUUGUAGCUACCAAUAUUGCGGAAACUUCUUUAACUGUGGACGGAAUCAUAUUCGUUAUCGAUUCGGGAUAUUGUAAGCUGAAAGUCUACAAUCCUCGUAUCGGUAUGGACGCCCUCCAAAUCUACCCCAUCUCGCAGGCAAACGCUAAUCAACGAUCGGGUCGUGCCGGAAGAACGGGACCGGGGCAAGCGUUCCGCCUCUACACCGAACGACAGUACAAGGACGAACUGUUGGCUUUGACCGUUCCGGAGAUUCAGCGUACAAACUUGGCCAACACGGUGCUGUUAUUGAAAUCGUUGGGCGUGGUCGAUCUGCUUCAGUUCCAUUUCAUGGAUCCACCGCCCCAGGAUAACAUCCUCAAUUCGCUCUACCAGCUUUGGAUUCUGGGUGCGCUUGAUCAUACCGGAGGUCUCACUUCGCUGGGCCGUCAGAUGGCCGAGUUUCCACUGGAUCCACCGCAGUGUCAGAUGUUGAUUGUGGCCAACCAGAUGGGUUGCAGCGCAGAGAUUCUGAUAAUAGUAUCCAUGCUUUCGGUUCCUUCGAUAUUCUACCGUCCUAAAGGCCGUGAAGAAGAGGCUGACAAUGUUCGCGAAAAAUUCCAGGUACCGGAGUCCGAUCAUCUAACAUAUCUCAACGUCUACCAGCAGUGGAAAAUGAACAAAUACUCUUCAAACUGGUGUAACGAGCACUUUAUCCACAUCAAAGCGAUGCGUAAGGUAAGGGAGGUGCGCCAACAGCUGAAGGACAUCUACGAGCAGCAGCGUUUGAAGGUGCAAUCCUGUGGCACCGAUUGGGAUAUUGUUCGAAAGUGUAUCUGUUCGGCGUACUUCUACCAGGCCGCCCGGCUCAAGGGAAUCGGUGAGUAUGUAAACCUUCGGACCGGUAUGCCGUGCUAUCUGCAUCCCACAUCGGCCCUGUACGGUCUCGGAACGACCCCGGACUAUGUCGUUUACCACGAGCUGGUUAUGACGGCCAAGGAGUACAUGCAGUGUGCCACGGCCGUCGACGGUUUUUGGCUGGCCGAGCUGGGUCCGAUGUUCUUCUCGGUCAAGGAAACGGGCAAAAGCAGCCGAGAGAAGAGAAAACAAGCGGCUGAACAUUUGCACCAGAUGGAAUCGCAGAUGCAGAAAGCACAGGAACAGAUGGAAAAACAGAAGCAGGAAGAAGCCGACCGGCAGCAGCAACAGAUGAUCAAACAGGAAAUCAUCACGCCCGGGGCGACACCUCGCCGGACACCGGCCAGGAUGGGGUUGUAGGGAUGAUGGG
Uranotaenia lowii is the source of this 3694-nucleotide messenger RNA. Its product is annotated as pre-mRNA-splicing factor ATP-dependent RNA helicase PRP16. Bases 112 to 3684 code for a protein of 1190 amino acids. The transcript is spliced from 4 exons. Lineage: Eukaryota; Metazoa; Arthropoda; Insecta; Diptera; Culicidae. Gene Ontology annotation, cellular component: intracellular anatomical structure; spliceosomal complex. Gene Ontology annotation, molecular function: RNA binding; ATP binding. The record is from RefSeq and is a predicted model, not a curated record. Gene Ontology annotation, biological process: mRNA splicing, via spliceosome.